Molecule: messenger RNA, 6780 nt
Organism: Volvox carteri f. nagariensis
Lineage: Eukaryota; Viridiplantae; Chlorophyta; Chlorophyceae; Chlamydomonadales; Volvocaceae
Exons: 32
Molecular function (GO): protein binding
Source: RefSeq, a predicted model, not a curated record
AUGCAAGCGCGAGACCGCUAUACCGGCAUUGCUCCCAAAGCCAGCACUCCCUCGCAGCCUUCCGUAUGCGUCCAAUUAGGUGCAAGACCUGUAAGAUUAGGAUCCGGAUCCCGGCGUGCUGCGUCUGGAUCUAAAAGGGCAACAUCAGCAUCUGAAUCCCCUGGAAAGCCUGAUGUUGUCAGCAGUAGCAAUCGCAGUAGCAGUGGCGGUAGCAGAAGUUCUGGUGGAGACCCCAGGACGCAGGCUAACGUAUCCUCACUUACUACAAGUAGUGAUAAGGCAGACGCCGACGUCAUAGCGGCUGCCGGCGCCGCCGGUGCCACUUCCACGGCGGGCUCGGCAGCCUCCUGCACUGCCGCCCGCGGACACCGACUGCCUCACAUUGGCAGCUUGGCAGUGUCUCUCGCCUUCCUGAUAGACUUUGCAGAACGUCACGUGCCCCCUUCACAACCCACUUGGGCGGUAGUGGGGGAGCUAAUCAAGCCCCACACGCUGCAGGAAACCAUACGCUAUGUGGACCUCCCCGAGGUGUUUCGCCACACGAUACCGCCCGAACGCUCCGACUACUACUUCAUCAGUCACGCAUGGGGGCGGCCUUUCCGGGAGAUGGUGGGACUGUGUGCGCACUACCUUCGAGGCGCUGUUCCGGAGGACACGUACGUGUGGUGCGACAUCUUCAUCAUCAAUCAGCAUCCCGGGCAGCAGCAGGCGGACGACCUGCAGCAGCUGAGGCUGGCGGUGCAGGACGCGGUGGUCACCCUGGUUUGCACGGACGCGGCAGGGGCCCCUUUUGAGCGCAUCUGGUGCCUAUUUGAGAUGUGGACAACUCUCACCGCUGCUGCGGAUCAUGACGAUAGCGUCCCCAGCAGAAGUAGCUGUAAGGGUAGCGGCAGCGGCAGCGGUGGCGGCUGCGGCGAGGGUGGGGUGAUAGAGAGCGGCGGGGCUGGCGGUUCCGUCCGCAGUCGAAGCCAGGCACUUGUGGUGCUGACGACGGGACUGUCGGCAGCUCAGCGUGCAAAACUGUACGGCCAGAUCGACGCCGCCACUGCCAAGGCCACCGUACCCUCCGACAAGGAACGCAUCCUGGCCGACAUCGCCCGCUCAUCGGGGGGUGUCACCGCCUUCAACGCCGCCGUGCGCUGUGCGCUGCUGCUGCGGCCGCUGGACUAUGAGAGCGAGCUGGCGGCACUUACGGACACAGCGGUGCCGGUGACCCAUGGGUCGUUGACCCAUGGGUCGGCGAUCAGCACGGCGGAAGCGGUCCCGCCGCAGGACUGGGACUUUGCUACCCUGGACUCGUGGCUGGGUCUGGCGCCAUCCCACAGGAACUACCGGGCGCUGGCCCUGCUAGGGGCACCCGGCACCGGCAAGUCGUCCGCCGCCGCCGCCGCAGUGAAGCGCAUGAUGACGAUGACGAUGAGCCCAAUACCCGCGUCUGAGGCGGAGGAGCAGCGGAGGAGGCGAGGAAGGAGCAUGACGGCGGCGGCAGAGGGCCCCCUACCCGUCGCGAUGCAUUUUUGCCGUGCAAACAACCUGCAGGCUCUUGAUCCUCUGGCCGCAAUGUGCACUCUGGCCUACCAGCUGUGCCUUCUCUUCCCGGAGGAGCUCCAGAGCUACUACGCAUUCGAGCUUGGGAAGGGCGACAGCGGCGGCGGCGGUGGCCGAGGUGGAAACGGCGGAGAUGAUGGCGACAGCGGCAGCGGCUUUGAGCUCCGGGUGAUUGCCGGUAUGGCUGCCGCGGAGGGCGGCGGCGUGGCCGGCGGCGGCGGCGGCGGCGGCGGGAGGGCUGGGGAUGGCGGCGGUGGACAAGACCCGGUGGCGGCGGCGUUUGAAGCACUGCUGCUACGGCCGCUGGAGCUGUUAUGGAAGUCAUACGAGGAUGCCGUACAAAUAGCCGCUGCAGCUGCCGCCGCUGCCGGCCAGGUGAACCCCGGCUCUGAGGAUGUGGACGAGGUGCAGGCGCAGCAGGCGGAGACCGCUCAUGGGGCAGCGGCAGAGGCGGCAGCAACGUCCCCGCCGCCUCCGCUGCCGCUCUCAUCACCGCUAUUGCCACGUCUGGUCAUCUUGCUGGAUGCAAUCGACGAAGGGGACUCGGGGGCCGUCGGCGGAUCACACGAGAACGCGAUGUUGUUGCUGUUGCAGGAGCACUUCCCCCGCCUGCCGCCGUUCGUACGGCUCAUCGUAACGGCUCGGCCGCUUUCGCACAUCCGCGCCCUGUUGGCCCACAAGUUCGACCCAUGGGUCAUUGCACCUGAGGACUUGAGACCGCCCGCGCCCGUGUGUGCUGCCGCGCUAGCGACACGGCUGUCGCGGCGGCCUGAGCUGAUGGCUGCCUUACAGAGAUCGGGGGCAGCGACGACCGCCGCUGAUAAACCUGCCUCUGGAAGCGGAACUGGAAGCGGCGGCGGUGGCGGCGGCGGCGGCGGCAGGGAUGCUGGUGUGUGGGUGGGGUCGUUGGCGGAGAGGCUUUGGAAGGCAAGCAGCGGCUGGAUGCUCUUUCUAAGGCUGUCAGAAGACGUGCUGGAGGCAACGGCCGCCGCCGCCGUCGCCGCCGCCGACGGCUCAGGGCCAAGCCCGCGGACGGUGUGCAAGUCAGCGCAAGCUCCGUCGCCGUCGCCGCCGUCGCCGCCGCUGGAGGCAGCGCUCGCGUCCGUUGUGGCUGAGCUGGAAGCGGCGGCAGCUGCCCGCGCCGCGCCGUUGCUGUACUCUCUCUACGUGAGGGUGCUAGUGGCGCCGGCGCCGGCGGCGGCCGGCGGAAGUGCCGCGGCGGGGCGGCGGCCGCCGCUGGGAGCCCCGGGGGGGGAACCCCGCGCAGCACUGCAGCUGGCGUUACUUCUGGAGGUCCUGGGCGCCGCCCGCGAGCCGCUCUACCUCUCCCAACUAAAGGACGUGGGGCUCUCUGAGAUCUGCUCCGGAACCGCCAUCACCUCCGCUGCCGGUCUGCGACUGGGCUGCUUGGUCAACGUGCGUGGCUACAAGCUACACGGUAUACACAGGUCUCUCUUCGAGUGGCUGGCGGCCGACGGUGCCGAGGAAGUGACCCGACUGCUCGCGGGCGGCGGCGCCGCUGCCGGCGGAGCGGCGGGUGGCGGCCGCGGCGGCCGCGGCCUCCGCCGCGGGCACGCGGCGCUGGCAGCGAUGACGUUGCGGGACGUGGCUGCCUCAAGGGCCUCGCAGGCGGCGGCAGCUGCGGCCGCCAGUGGUAAUUGCGGCGGCGGCAGUGGCGGCGGCGGCGCGCGUGGUCCCCGUGGCCCCGAUCCGUACUCAUUGCAGCACGCCGUGGGGCACGUGUUGGAGGCGGCGGCCUCCCUGGUGGCUGACGGGGACGGUGAAGCGCCUUGCAUGCCGAAAAGGAAAGCCAGGAUUGGUCCGGGAAAGACGCUGCUCCUGGACUUCUACUACUGGCGCUGCGUUUACCAGGAUGGUUCAGCGGCGGCCGUCGCGUUGGCGGCGCUGCUGCGCCACGAGGCUGUCUUCGCAGCGGCGGGGGUGACGGCGGCGGCGGGGCCGACGGCGACUCCAGGGACGGCUGCAUCAUUGGCCGCCGAUGCCGCGCGGUGGCUGCAAUCUUACCAUGGCUCCCUGCUGCGAUUCCCCCAGGCGAUCCUGCAGUCCGCUCUGGCACUCCCCGCCGCCUCACCCAUCCGCGCCGCGGCCCUGGCAGCGCUGUCACCGCCUCACCCGCCUCAAGGUCCCGCUACCACCGUUACCAUCAACACCACCGCCCGCCCCGCCUCGGCUUCCGGAGCUGCCGUCGAUGCUGUCGCCAGCGAGCUGCACUCACCGCCGUCGCCGUCGCCGCCGUGUAGCCGCCCGGCCCCAAGCUCCUCAAGUACAGGAGCGGCGGCACGGAGACCUGGCUUCGAGUCUUCUGGGUCGCUGUCCGCUGCGCGGGUGCCGCCGGCGGCGGUAGGCACCGUCGCCGCCGUGGCGCAGCUGGCCGGGACGUCCUGGCCGCGGGCCUUUCCCCUCAGCAAUCCUCCUCCGGCGUGGGACGCGUGUUUGCUGACGGUGCAGAGCCGCGAUGAUAAGAAGGUGCACAUGUUGUCGCCGGUUACUGGAGGCCAGGCAAGUGCCCAGAUGUGUGCCGUACCGAGGACUUCCCCCCGUCAGAAUCACUUCACUUCAAUUCAGGGUCUGCGCUCCUAUCAGUUACACCUCUUAGUUGCGUUGGUAGCGGGGGUGGGCCUCAUAGAGGGUCAUACUGACCGGGUGUACUGCGUGGCGGUACGGCCGCAAGUAGCGGCCCAGACCAGGCAUCAGACUCUACCCCAGUCCCAGACCCAGCGCCGCCGAAGGGGCUCCGAAGGCGCUGACAGCCCCUGGGGUCAGAACAACCCGUCAGGGCCACUUGCACCGGCCACUGCUACAGGUACCGCUGAUCCUAAUUCCACGGCGGCGCUGGUGGCGGGGGUGGAUGCGGAGACGGCGGCGAAGGCCCAGAUUCACGUUCAGACGGCGGCGGCGGCGGUGGUGGUUGCCAGCGGCUCUCUGGACGGUCACGUGGCGCUCUGGGACGGAGCCACCCGCAUCCAGCUACAGCAGCUAGAGCCAGGCGAGCGGAUGGCGUCACCAGAUGGGUUGGAUGGCGACGGCGCCAACAGCUUUGGGUUCUCUGCGGUGGAGGACCGACCCACGGGUCCGAGUGCCAGGGGCUCCGUGGACUGCCUGACCUUCAGCCCCGAUGGGUUCUGGCUGGCGGCUGGUACAAGCGAUGGCUCUAUAGCGGUAUGGAGCAUGGGCACCUCCGUUCAUGCCGUCAAGGCGUGGAUUGCCCCGCAAGCGCACAAGGAGGCUGUAGCGGGGCUGACGUUCUUAGAGCUGUCGCAGCCGGAGGGGGCUGCUGGCGCGGUCCGCAUGACAGGCCACAGGAGGGAGGGGAGUGAGAAGGCUGGGGUCGGCAGUGGACUGCCGGCCUUGGUGCUGGCUUCCUGUUCAGGUUGGAGAGGGGAGAUGCUCUGUGGUUGCGUCGGUGGCGGCGGCGGAGAAGGAGGAGGAUCCGGCGUUUUGUUGGUUACGGAGCCCCUCCGCACUCUCCGAGUGGACAGCGAGGCCCAGACCGAGUACGAGGCGACCGGGCUUCAAACGCAGCGAAGUGUAAACGGCGCAGCCGACCCAUGGUUCAUCUGCAAUGCGCCGGCCGCCAAAGACAGCAGUUGUAGCGCGGUUGAUGUAGAGGCGGCUGCAACGCAGCCGAUGCCACAGCCGCCGCUGCUAGGAGGCGUGGCGGAAGAUGUUAAUGGACGGCAAUCUCGCGCGUCGUACCGUGCUCCGGAGCAUUACUGCCUGGCGGCCGGCCCUGGUCUGCCACCAGGAUGCUUGCUGGCAGGAUCAGGUUCUGGGCCCGUGGUCGUGUGGGAUGUCGCUUCAGGGUUGCUUCGAGAACGUCUGCGGGGACACACGGAUGCCGUACGUUGCUUGGCACUUCAGGCUGCCCGGCAGCAGGCAGAGGAGGACUUGGCAGCUGCCGCAGAGGCGACUCACACCGCCGGGGCAGCAGCCGCGGAGGCUGGGCAGGCCCAGCGAGAGGAGGAACAGUCCGGGGCGGUGGAAUCCGAACGGCCACAGGAGACACAGGCCACAACUGCAGGGCCGCCCGGGCCGCGAGUGUGCCGCAGGCCGUGCCAGUGGCAGUGCGUGGCGGUGCUGCGCGGCCACACCCGCCUCGUCACAAGCCUCUCCUUCCUCACAUCAACAACAUCAUCACCGGCACAAGCGGCGUCUGGUCAGGUUUCCGGACCUUCUGCUUCUUCGGGCUCCGAGGUAGCACCAACAGCUGCACCAGCGGUCUGUCGGCUGGCGUCUGCUUCCGUGGACUUCUCGAUUCGAAUCUGGCAAGUAGAUCCAGCGGGGGACCCUCGGUCCGCGCUGUCACCCGGCAGCAGCUGUGGUGGACGUGGGGCUGGUGACGAUGAGCGUCCCGUGGGUCACGAGGGGUUCGCAGUGAACACGGCGGCGUUGUCCCCGGACGGCCGCCUGAUUGCCACAGGCGCAGAUGAUUUCCAAGUGUGCGUUUGGGACAGCACCAGUGGCGCCCACCGUCGCACGUUGCGCUGCUUUUACGGCCGGGUUACGGCGGUGGCCUUCUCCCGGGACUCCAAACGCAUGGCCACGGCAGCAGAGGACGGCACCGCGCGCAUCUGGUCGGUCGGCGGGUUCCAGACGGCGCUGUUGGAGGGGCACCCCUCGGGUGCUACGGCUGUAGCCUGGGCGGAGGACAGCUCCCUGGUGGCCACCGGGGCCGCAAGAGGUAACCCCGGAGUCCAGCUGUGGGACGCCCGUAUGGGCAUGCGAAUCAACACCUAUCGCUACCACGUGUCUGAUGUGGCGCUACUCGCCUUUGGAUCAGCCGUUGAGCUCCCGCCACCAGCACCGCAGCCAUUAGCCCAGGUACCCAGCACGCCCUCUCCUCGGCCGUCUUCAGUGUCUAAUGGCGUCUGCGCGACGGCAACAUCUGAGCAGGCGCCGCCGCUGGCGGCCCAGGAGACUCCCCAGCAGCGGCAUCACGUGCUGCUUAUGUCGGUGGACGUGCGCGGGCUGGCUUGCGUGUGGGACGUGUGGGGUGGCGGUCUGCUGCACUCCAUUGACCACGUGCAGGGAGCGGCUUUGGCGGGAUCCCGGCUGCUGUGGAUGCAGAGAGGACGCGUGGCUGCAAUCGUGACUUUUGAGGACGACGAGGUGGUUACGGAAGAUACACGCAGACGAGUGGACACUGAAUGUAAAUGCCGAGUGGACGAGAUCUUCCGGGACCACAUGUACAAAGUGUGCCGUUGCUGUGGU